Coprinopsis cinerea okayama7#130 is the source of this 1602-nucleotide messenger RNA. RefSeq lists its product as hypothetical. Lineage: Eukaryota; Fungi; Basidiomycota; Agaricomycetes; Agaricales; Psathyrellaceae. The transcript is spliced from 6 exons. Bases 1 to 1143 code for a protein of 380 amino acids. The record is from RefSeq and is a predicted model, not a curated record.
AUGAAGUCGAUUAUUUUCGGAUUCUCGCUCGCCGGCGCCGCCCUCGCCCAGGUCGUGAAUGGCCUUUCCUUCAUCCCCGUCCCAACAGAACAUGUCCAGCAUGCUCCCCAGAUCACUGCUGCCCCUGAGCACAUGCCCUACGAGGUCUUCCAGAAGGGUGGAUGGAAGGACUUGCCCUGCGGUUAUGGUCACAAGAAGGAUGCUGAUGGAACCUGCAGACCUGAGGAAUGGUACUCGAAUCCUCACCAAGGAUGCUAUGGAACAACCAUCAUCAACAUCAACAAAGGCUCCUGUGCUCCAGCUCACCCAGCCACUGUUACUGUUACCAACACAGUUCACAAUACCGUGACUGAAACGGUGCACGCUACCGUUACCCAACACCUAACGGAGACCCAACUGAGCACUGCGACCGCUUCUGUGACCGAAACCCAGGUCUUCACCUCUAUCCAGGUCGUUCCCACCACCCGUGUGUGGGUUUCAACCGAGGUUGUCGACAGGACCAAGGUUAUCGAACACACCCUCACUGCGACCGAGGUCAAGACCUUGACCAACGUCCACACUCAAACCCAGACCCAGACCAACACGGCCACUGAAACUGUCAAGCUCGUCGAGACCGACACCGUCACCCAGGUUCAGUUGAGCACCAUCGUUCAGCCGACCACCUUCACCAAGGUUUGGGUCACCACCAACGUGAUCGACAACACUAAGACCGUUGAGGAGACCAAGACUGCUACCGUAACCUCGCAAGUCACCUCUGUUGCUACUGCCACCAAGACAGAGACCAAGACCGACACUGCGACGCUCACUCAUGUUACCACUGUCGUUCAGCCCACCACCUUGACCAGCGUGUGGGUCGAGACGAAGACUAUCGACAAUACCCAAACUGUUGUCGAGACUCUUACUUCCGUCAGGGUUGAAGACAGGACCGUCCUUUCGACUGUCACUGAGACUGCCACUGCUACUACCACUCAAGUUGAAGUCGUCCAGAACACUGGUCUCUACGAGUGCCUUGGCCAGUGCAAGUCGAAGUACUGGUUGAGUGCCGGUAACAGCAACUCCCACAACACCUAUGCUUCCCCUGAGCAUGCUUCUGCCACCGCAGCUCCCGCGGUAACCCACACGCCUGCUCAUGGCUCUUACUAAAAACGGACACUUAGUAGUAGACACAGAGGGACUUUUAUGAAGCAAGUUUUGACGCAUAGAUCUUCUCAUCCAUAACCCUUCACCUUUUCAAACCAACUUUCGGACAACGGACUGUUCUACCCAUUCACGACAUAUACCUUGCAACUUGCGAUUUUCCUCAAAUACUUUCGAUUUUACUUAAUUGCGGUUUUUCUUCGACGAAGCGCUCUUUUCUUUGCUUUCGGCUCUCGUCGAUUUGUGGCAAGUUGGCUUUUGGUACAUCGGUCCCGUGGAUCUUUAUACCGGCCUUUUGGUUUUAGUUAAUCCUUUCGUACUUUGCAUCGUAGUAGCUUUCUUUGCUGCAGUGCACCAUCCCUACAUUCUUUGUCUUUCUUCCCCCUUCCACCAGCACCUAUCCUGCUUAUACAUCUGUUGAUGGCAGAAAUGACGCCAAUGACAACCCUGGUGAUGCACAUGGAA